Molecule: messenger RNA, 4948 nt
Organism: Magallana angulata
Lineage: Eukaryota; Metazoa; Mollusca; Bivalvia; Ostreida; Ostreidae
Product: FERM domain-containing protein 4A-like
Exons: 22
Coding region: 1275-4895 (1206 amino acids)
Biological process (GO): establishment of epithelial cell polarity
Cellular component (GO): cytoskeleton
Molecular function (GO): cytoskeletal protein binding
Source: RefSeq, a predicted model, not a curated record
GAAAGGGUUCCUGCACUGUAUUAACUUUUGUUGAACUGUUGCGCAAUAGCCUGUUUUCACCUAAUUGCCUGUGAAAUAUUGAAAUAUCGGCCAUAUCGAUAGCAAAAUCUUAUUGUACACAGUGGGUUUUAGAAAAAAAGAGCAAUGUUUUCCUUGUUUAUUUUUUUUCCUAGAAAAACUUUGAAAAGACUUCAAAGUUUGUUCAGGAAGUGGCAAUUUUGAAAAAAGGAAAAAACAAAAUAAGGAAAUCAAAAGACAAACUGGAAAAGUACACAGGAGAGAGAAAUAGCAGCUAGUGGUAAUGAAGUGGAAAAACAUAGUACGAAAACUCUCUUCCUUAACCUGAAAACUUUGGCGUACAGUGCACUGUGUAUUCUCAGAAAUAUUAAAACAGCUGAUGUACACAACUGGUGAUAGACAGUUGGAGAGAAAGAAAUUUAAUUAGGCGUGUAAGGCUGUUGCCACAGAAUAAAUGGUUUAACAACCUUCCAGAUGAGGCAUUGUUCACGUCAAGGAUUACCUGUUUCCUUGCUUUUGAUCUAACCUUUUGGAUUUAUAACCUCUUUUGACGGAUUAUCAUGGUGUAACAUACCCUCAUUAUAAAAAUUGGGCCCUGUUUAACUUGACAUGGAUUAUUUGUUUGGCUUUGCGACAGCUUUAAUUGACCUUUUGAAUUAGUGAUUAUUGGUACUAAGUUUACCUGUGUCCGUCUCGCGUGUAUGUUCGUUGUCCCAAGGUAUUGUUCCUCUGUCUGAUAAUUGACUUAUUUGUGUAUAUACAGUGGUACUAUUGUGUCAUUGAUUUGAUGACAGGCGACUGAGAAGCAUCCCUCAGAGGCGGACUCCAGAGUCCGAGUGUCCCGAGACAAUUACGGAGGAUCGCGGUAGGAAUGUGGUGACACCAGCAGCCAGAGGAAGUAGGUCUUACACGAAUUCACUUCUUGUGCUGCCAUGAGUUUUUCCUGGAUAGUUAAUGGCCACUUAAAUGAAUUGGCCAAGUCCUUAUGUUGGUUUGUGAUGUGAUAAAAAUCAGAAGUGUUUCUUAAACAUUGCAACACCCAAACUAGUUUGUAUUAUUGCAUUACAGGAAAAGCAACAAUCAAAUCCUGUUUGCAUACUAAUUUGUUUUUGGAUCUGGUUUUCAUUCAAACGAUUCACAAAUUCCCUCAGGCGAUUGUGUUGGUGUAUUUUAAUUGUCAAGUGGAAGUGCACAAUGACUACCAAUAGCCAAAAGCAUGUGUAUUUUGGUUAAAGUGUUAAUGUAACUUGUUAAGAAUGUCGACAAAAUCAAGAAAAAAGGUUGGAUUCGCUGAGGAUGUGAAAUCAGAGGAACGAGAAUCUCGCAGUCGAGGGCGCUCAAAGUUUCGAGAACGACGCUCCAAGUCCCAGGAUGUAAAAUCCAAUCGGAGCUCAUCCCUGUCCAAAAAGCGAGACCACAGUCUGAUUUCUUUGGUCCGCACUGGUUCCAGAGCCUCUGUAAGAAGCCUUGUCAAGCUGUUUGAAAAUGUGGGAGGGAUGAAUGAGGGUCGCAAGAGUCAAAUAGUCCUGCCAGACGAGCGAAGACUCGACCUUCUGAUCCAGCCUAAGCUAACAUCAAGAGACCUGCUAGAUCUGGUGGCCUCUCAUUUCAAAUUAAAAGAAAAAGAGUACUUUGGUCUAUGUUAUCAGGACGAUUCCGGGCAUCAGAAUUGGCUGAAUUUAGACAAGAGAGUUUUAGAACACGACUUCGCUCGCAGAGCUGGAACACUGAUUCUGAUUUUUGCUGUUAGGUUCUAUGUAGAGAGUAUAGCCUCACUUAGAGAUAUCCAGACUGUUGAAGUUUUUUUCUUGAACGCCAAGCAAGCAAUAUUUAAGGGACAGAUAGAGUGUGACAGUGAGACUGUGUUUGAGUUGGCAGCCCUAGUAUUACAAGUCACCCACGGAGAUUUCACGAGUGAGGAGAAUGCCAAAAAUGACUUAAAGAAGCUUCCUGUGAUUCCAACCUACAUCCUGAGAGAGCACCCUUCUAUACAGUAUUGUGAGGACAAGGUGAUAUCUUACUACAAGAAGAUCGCUGGCUCAACGCGAGGUCUCGCCAUUGUCAAUUAUCUCUCUAUUGUUGAAAGUCUGCCAACUUACGGAACCCAUUACUAUGAAGUCAAGGAUAAGAAGGACCACCCAUGGUGGCUGGGACUAAGCUACAAGGGGAUAGCAGUGUACGACAAGACAGACAAAACCACCCCCAGAAAGGUGUUUAAUUGGAAGCAGUUAGAAAACCUGUACUAUAGGGACAAGAAGUUCUCCAUAGAAGUCCACGACACAAAACGCAUCGUACACACACUCAGCAGUUUUAACUUGUAUGAGGACGCCAUUCGAGAGCCCCCUGAUGAGUUUGAUGAACUCUCUGAUGCAAUAUCUGACCCCACGACCCAAGUCUCAGUGAGUCGCCGGACGUUUGGACCUGGGAACGUUUUAGUCCACGCCUGGUUUGGUGCAUCGCCUCAAAUAACGAAAUGUAUCUGGUGUAUGGCCGUGGCCCAACAUCAGUUUUAUCUCGAUAGGAAACAUAAUAAGCCGUCAUUACCUCAGGCUCGCAGUGUCAGCGAGAUAGCGGCCGAAUUAUCUCGCAGCACGUCAUCGUUACAAGGAUCUCUUGGCUCGGACUCGAUAAGUCGCAGCGGGAGUUCUGCAAGUUUACCAAGUCUGACUACAUCCAGGUUUGACUUGAAUUGUGACCCCAGUGUUGAGACUGUGAAAGCUCAGAGAGAGAUGUACACAGCACUAAAGGCCCGAAAGGAGGCCUUAGAGGAGGCGGUCAACAAGAAGUUGGAGGAACUAAAGCAGCUCUGUAUACAAGAGGGGGAGCUGACUGGUUGUCUGCCCUUGGACUACCCCCAGCAGUCUGGGGAGCCCCUCCCGACCAUCAGGAAGAGAGUGGGAACCGCCUUCUCCCUGGCCUCCAAGGUUUCAGACAACAAGACUGACGAUGCCCUGUCUAACCUGGAGCUGGAGUACGAACUCCAGAAGCAGAUCACCAGCGCCGCCAAGAAGCUGUCCCAGGACAAGUCGGUCAGCAAGUACGUCCGCAAGCAGCGGCGCCAGUCUCUCCACAGGGCCCAGGCCAAGCUGAAAGAGAUGGAGAAGAAACUGUGUGAUACCAAGGGUGACAAGGGUCACUUCCUGCCAUCAGGGGUGCCAUCGUUCGAUGGAUCUAACUCGAGUCUACAGGACACCACCUCCCCAGAACUACCCCCCAGACGGAGAAUCGAUCCUUCCGGUGAGGGUAAACCCCGACAGAUCACCAUUUAUAGGUCAGCCACAGCCAGGGAACUGUCCCCGACAUCCCCACCCCCUCUCAGCCCCACCCUCAGCAGUCCACAGCUGAAUACUCUGAACCAAAACAACACCUAUAGGAACCACAUUUUCCCGCCUCCUCUGAGCAGUCGGAGCGCGUCGUCUGGUAGCAACAUGUCCAGCCAAUCAGAAUACGAGAAUGUGAAACGUUACGAGAAGGGCAGCCAGGACAGUGGCUUUAGCUCCAACAAUAACAUGUAUAACAUAAAUACGCAGAGGACCUCACAUUACGAGAGCACUGAUGAAAUCAAGACUCCCACUAAUCCAGAUUUCAGUGAAAAAGUGACUGCAGGGUAUGGUAAAUCUGAUUUACAUGUGCCUCCCAAAUAUGAAGAUUACCGCAAACCAAUUCCUCAGGGACACUACGGAAGUUUGGAGCGGAAUAUUCGACGUCGCGACCGCUGGUCAUACAGAGACAGACAACUCAGUGAUAGUGACAGUACUGUGUUACCUGACCUCGAACCUUCUAAAUUUGGAAGCAAGAGGAAUUCUCAGUCGGAGUAUGACCUAGUGUCAACAAGAAGUAGUGUGAUAGAAGUACCUGUGAAACAUGAAGAAACAGGUACCCCAAAACACCAAAGACACAAAUCGGCCCCAUGGGAAGACUCAGCAUUCACAGAGCCGUCUCCAAUCAUACAGAGUCCUGAUCAGCAGGAGAACAGUUUUGAAAACAAUUGUUACAGCCCUCGGUUACAUGAGGGCUCCUUCUUUGGAAGCAAAGGACCAAAUUCUGUGAAUGACCAAAGUUUUUACCCGGGGAGAUCAGACUCUCCACACUAUACCAAACAGUCUAAUGCUGUAGUGACAGUGACCAAAAUUCAGCCUCAUCGGAACGUGGAGGUGAUCUCAAAACCUUUUGAAAUGUCGGACUUUUAUAAGUACAGUGAGAAAAUGCGGCGGCAGCGGUAUAUAGAGCAGUACCAGCAGCAGCUGAUUGGAGGAUCCCGAUGUAGCUCCCCCUCCCAGCAAUCGACCGACUCAGGGGGAGAGAACUCCUUCUCAGGUUCAAACUCGUCUUUUGCUAACCCUCCUUCGUCAUCAUUACAUACGAGUCCUUCUCAUUCUCUAUCCUCUGUUUCCUGUCGUCCCGGGCCGGGCUCUCCUGCAGCCCACCGGGGCUCUCCAUUCAUGUCACACAAGCGUGAAAUCGACCAAUCGUACGACUCCCCCCCACUUGGCUCCUCCCGAUUCGAGGCCGUCAAAGAACAUAGUUCUCAUGUGCAAUAUACCAUGCAGACUCCCAGUGGUACAAGAGUGUACAAAUCUGUCCAAACUAAACACACUCACUAUCAGCCUCUGACCCCCCAAAAGUGUGACCCCCUAUCCCGCAAUCAGGCCUCAACUCCCAGGACCCACAACAGGCACCGCAAAACGCAGGUGGAAAGAGGUAGCGGUGUGAAAUCGUCUCCAGUUCCGGCCAGAAGAGAGAAGCGGAAGUCUCCAAACGUUUCCAUGGACGCCAGUUUCGCGUUCAGCAAGGACUCAGUAGCAGACGACUUUGGAGAGGAGAUGAUGGCGUGGAUCGACAAGGAAAGCACCAAUCAGAACCCGUCCUUUGUCUGACCAAUGAAAUUUGUUGUUAUUUAUCUGACUAUAGAAAUAAAUUUUUAAAGAAU